This is a messenger RNA of Schistosoma turkestanicum, 792 nucleotides long. Lineage: Eukaryota; Metazoa; Platyhelminthes; Trematoda; Strigeidida; Schistosomatidae. The record is from the annotation of a GenBank genome assembly.
AUGGAAAAUCCAGACGUGAAACACACUAAUCAGCAUAGCUUUCCAAGUGUCAAGUGCAUACAUCAAAAUUCCUCCACGAUAUUCUACACUCUGGAACAUAUUCAUCAGAAUACUUUCAGCCAACAGUCUGAUAGCAUACAGUCGACAAUAAGGAAUUCAUUUCAAAAGGCAACAACAUCCACGUCAGCAUUAUAUACUGCAUCACCUGGUCCUCCACAUAAACGUGCAGUUGCCAAUUUAAGAGAACGUAAACGUAUGCGUUUGAUUAAUCAUGCAUUCGAUGGAUUGCAAUCGCAUUUACCUAAGGAAUUAUUAUAUUCGAAUGGAUUAUUCAAUAGUAUGAAUUCAAGAAUUUGCAAUUCAUUUCUAUAUGAAAAACAAAGAUUUAUUGUUGAGUUAAUCAAUAAACAAGUGGAUGGCCAAUUGAUAAAGGCGACUAAGAAUCCAAUCAACUCACAUUUGCACAGACAAACCGUUUCGAAAGUUGAUGUAUUAAGAGCUGCAAUCAAUUAUAUCCAGAUACUUGAAAAGAUCUUGGACGAACUGAAAGCUGAACAUUGCUCUGAAACAUGGAAUACUGAUGCUUAUCAGAGAAGUUCACUUAAACUCAAAUGUAAGCAAUCACAAGCUGAUACACAUCCGGUUAGUUGUUUCUGUUCGAUCAGGCAUUCUCAAGAACAAUUUAUGAACGAGUAUCACAAACAGUUGUUGAGUGGUACAGUGAUCAAAACUGGUACUUUUUAUUCACAAAAAUGGAAAAUAAACGAUAGUAGCGAAAUUGAAUCUCUUUGA